AUGGCGAUAAUCAGCACCCCCGACGUCUCCGAUGACGAGUUUGCAAUGGUCAAUUCGACCACCUCCGACAGCCCUGCCCCAGUCUCUUAUCAGACUCCCAAGCUCAUCAGCGGUCUCCAACCAAACCAGCAUCCCUCGAAAACAAAUUCAGACAGUGCUGGCGAUGCUGUUACCGAAAAGCCUUCUUCCUCUCGCAUUGAUGGUUCCAUUCUCGACUCACAGACAAAGGACGGCAGCCACACAGGAUUUUUCCAAGAUGUUACCGGCCUGAAGAACAGCGUAAAAUCGCUGUACAAGAAGUUCACCAGCAAAGAUAUAUUGAUUGCUGUCAUGGGGAUGACGGGAUCCGGAAAGACGACAUUCAUUGCAAAUGCGACCGGGCGGACAGACCUAAAGAUUGGUCAUAAUCUUACUUCAUGCACACAAGAAAUACAAAUCAUCGAGACGAUACUUGACGGCCGUACUGUCCGCUUUGUGGAUACCCCGGGCUUCUCCGACACAUAUCUCUCAGAUACCGAAGUCCUAGAAAUGAUCGCAAACUACCUGUCGGCAGGGUACUCCAAAGAAAUGCGCCUCUCAGGCAUAAUCUAUCUUCACCCCAUCUCAGAUAACCGUGUUACCCACCAUGCGACUAAAAAUCUUGACAUGUUUCGAAAACUAACGGGGGAGAAGAACCUCAAGAAUGUAAUACUGGCAACUAGCAUGUGGGACAAGGUUACCCCAGAGGAAGGCUUAAAUCGCGAGUUGGAACUCAGGAACAAAUUUUGGAGCGUAUUCAUAACAUUCGGUGCAAAAUACUGCCGACAAGAUACGUCGGCCAAGUCGGCUAAACAAAUCACAUCCAUGCUCAUGGAAAACGAGCCUUUUUAUCUGGAGCUGCAGGAGGAGAUGGGAAAAGACAACAAGGCGCUCAAAGACACAGCAGCAGGGAGGGAGAUUAUGAGCCAACUCUCACUACUCAAGGAACAACAACAAAGAGAGCUUACCGAGAUGAAGGAGAUGCUUUUGCGGACCGCCGCUGAGGAGAACAAGGCUGCUUUGGCUGCACUCGAAAAGCAUUAUAAGAAGAUGAUGCACGGCAUGGAAAAAACGAUAUCGGACGAGCGGCGGAUGAAUGAAGAGGCGGCCAGAUCAAGUGAUGAGAAGAUCAAGGAAUUAACGGAGAGAAUCCACAAGCUCGAGAAGAAAGGGUCAUGCGUUGUCAUGUAA
Trichoderma breve is the source of this 1209-nucleotide messenger RNA. Its product is annotated as 50S ribosome-binding GTPase domain-containing protein. Gene Ontology annotation, molecular function: GTP binding. Lineage: Eukaryota; Fungi; Ascomycota; Sordariomycetes; Hypocreales; Hypocreaceae. Bases 1 to 1209 code for a protein of 402 amino acids. The transcript has 3 exons. The record is from RefSeq and is a predicted model, not a curated record.